AUGUACGGACUGGGAGGAAUUGCCCAGGGGUAUGGACUGGGUGGAAUUGUCCAGGGGUACGGACUGGGUGGAAUUGCCCAGGUGUACGGACUGGGUGGAAUUGUCCAGGUGUACGGACUGAGUGGAAUUGCCCAGGUGUACGGACUGGGUGGAAUUGCCCAGGUGUACGGACUGAGUGGAAUUGCCCAGGUGUACGGACUGGGUGGAAUUGCCCAGAUGUACGGACUGGGUGGAAUUGUCCAGGGGUACAGACUGGCUGGAAUUGCCCAGGGGUACGGACUGAGUGGAAUUGUCCAGGGGUACGGACUGAGUGGAAUUGCCCAGGGGUACGGACUGAAUAGAAUUGCCCAGGGGUACAGACUGGGUGGAAUUGCCCAGGUGUACGGACUGGGUGAAAUUGUCCAGGGGUACGGACUGGGUGAAAUUGCCCAGGUGUACGGACUGGGUGGAAUUGCCCAGGUGUACGGACUGGGUGGAAUUGUCCAGGGGUACGGACUGAAUAGAAUUGCCCAGGGGUACAGACUGGGUGGAAUUGCCCAGGUGUACGGACUGGGUGAAAUUGUCCAGGGGUACGGACUGGGUGAAAUUGCCCAGGUGUACGGACUGGGUGGAAUUGCCCAGGUGUACGGACUGGGUGGAAUUGUCCAGGGGUACGGACUGGGUGGAAUUGUCCAGGGGUACGGACUGAGUGGAAUUGCCCAGGUGUACGGACUGGGUGGAAUUGCCCAGGGGUACGGACUGGGUGGAAUUGCCCAGGUGUACGGACUAGGUGGAAUUGUCCAGUUGUACGCGCUGAGCUGUUGUACACAGGUGUACGGACUGGGUGGAAUUGUCCAGGGGUACAGACUGGGUGGAAUUGCCCAGGGGUACGGACUGGGUGGAAUUGCCCAGGUGUACGGACUAGGUGGAAUUGUCCAGUUGUACGCGCUGAGCUGUUGUACACAGGUGUACGGACUGGGUGGAAUUGUCCAGGGGUACAGACUGGGUGGAAUUGCCCAGGGGUACGGACUGAAUAGAAUUGCCCAGGGGUACGGACUGAGUGGAAUUGUCCAGGGGUACGGACUGAGUGGAAUUGUCCAGGGGUACGGACUGGGUGGAAUUGCCCAGGUGUACGGACUGGGUGGAAUUGCCCAGGUGUACGGACUGAGUGGAAUUGCCCAGGUGUACGGACUGGGUGGAAUUGCCCAGGGGUACGGACUGAAUAGAAUUGCCCAGGGGUACAGACUGGGUGGAAUUGCCCAGGUGUACGGACUGGGUGAAAUUGUCCAGGGGUACGGACUGGGUGAAAUUGCCCAGGUGUACGGACUGGGUGGAAUUGCCCAGGUGUACGGACUGGGUGGAAUUGUCCAGGGGUACGGACUGGGUGAAAUUGCCCAGGUGUACGGACUGAGUGGAAUUGCCCAGGUGUACGGACUGGGUGGAAUUGCCCAGGGGUACGGACUGGGUGGAAUUGCCCAGGGGUACGGACUGGGUGGAAUUGUCCAGGUGUACGGACUGGGUGGAAUUGCCCAGGAGUACGGACUGGGUGGAAUUGCCCAGGGGUACGGACUGGGUGGAAUUGCCCAGGGGUACGGACUGGGUGGAAUUGCCCAGGGGUAUGGACUGGGUGGAAUUGUCCAGGGGUACGGACUGGGUGAAAUUGCCCAGGUGUACGGACUGGGUGGAAUUGCCCAGGUGUACGGACUGGGUGGAAUUGUCCAGGGGUACGGACUGGGUGAAAUUGCCCAGGUGUACGGACUGAGUGGAAUUGCCCAGGUGUACGGACUGGGUGGAAUUGCCCAGGGGUACGGACUGGGUGGAAUUGCCCAGGGGUACGGACUGGGUGGAAUUGUCCAGGUGUACGGACUGGGUGGAAUUGCCCAGGAGUACGGACUGGGUGGAAUUGCCCAGGGGUACGGACUGGGUGGAAUUGCCCAGGGGUACGGACUGGGUGGAAUUGUCCAGGGGUAUGGACUGGGUGGAAUUGUCCAGGGGUACGGACUGGGUGGAAUUGCCCAGGGGUACGGACUGGGUGGAACUGUCCAGGUGUACGGACUGGGUGGAAUUGCCCAGGAGUACGGACUCGGUGGAAUUGCCCAGGGGUAUGGACUGGGUGGAAUUGCCCAGGGGUACGCACUGAGUGGUUGUGCACAGGUCACUGUCACUCUGAUGCUGUGGGAGAUUGCUCUGCACAAACUGACAACUACCUCAUCAUUGAUUUGA
Molecule: messenger RNA, 2202 nt
Organism: Hypanus sabinus (Atlantic stingray)
Lineage: Eukaryota; Metazoa; Chordata; Chondrichthyes; Myliobatiformes; Dasyatidae
Product: elastin-like
Exons: 1
Coding region: 1-2202 (733 amino acids)
Source: RefSeq, a predicted model, not a curated record